Molecule: messenger RNA, 2955 nt
Organism: Peromyscus eremicus (cactus mouse)
Lineage: Eukaryota; Metazoa; Chordata; Mammalia; Rodentia; Cricetidae
Product: zinc finger protein 260-like
Biological process (GO): regulation of transcription by RNA polymerase II
Cellular component (GO): nucleus
Molecular function (GO): DNA-binding transcription activator activity, RNA polymerase II-specific; RNA polymerase II cis-regulatory region sequence-specific DNA binding
Source: RefSeq, a predicted model, not a curated record
CUCCGCGACUGAGGGAGGGAGACCCUCGUGUUCCGUGUGCUGUGCUGUGACCCGCUGCCGGGAGCUGUGAGGAGAGCCCGGCGAGCUGGGAAUCCGCCAUGGAUGCAGUGACCUAUGAGGAUGUGCAUGUGAACUUCACUCAUGAAGAGUGGGCUUUGCUGGAUCCUUCCCAGAAGAGUCUCUACAAAGAUGUGAUGCUGGAAACCUACUGGAACCUCACUUGUAUAGGUUACAAAUGGGAAGACCAUAAUAUUGAAGAACAUUGUCAGAGCUGUAGAAGAAAUGGAAGGUGUGUCAUCUGUCACUCUGGAUACAAUUCAUGUGAGCAUAAGGGACAUGAAAAAAAGCAUGGUACUUCUGUCUCUCUGAGAACAACUGGAAGAUAUGUGGUAGUUCCCACUAUGAGAAGACAUGAUGACUAUGAUAGAAGUUUACACUUAAUUGGUUUUCCAACUUCAGUGGGAAUUCAUCAAGAAACUCUCAUUGGAGAAAAACCUUAUGAGUACCAGGAAUAUGGAAAUUCAGCUGUCUCUACUGGUUCACUGUGCACAUGUAGUGUGUCUCACAGUAUAAGAAAAUGUUAUGAAUGCAAUCAGUGUGGUCAGACCCUGAAUUCUUCAUGUUCUGUUCAAAGAUGUGAAAAAGCUCAUGUGGGAAGAGAAAAUAAUAAAUGUGAGUCAUCUACUAAAGGCUUUAGGCUUGACAGGCAUGGUCAAACACACCAAACAACCAGUAAUGAAGAGGCUCUCUAUGAAUGUAAUCAACAUGAUAAAGCCUUUAUAUCUGAUUGCUCUUUAGAAGUAUACCAAAGAAUUUAUUUGGAAGGAAAACCCUAUGAGUAUAAUCAAAGUUAUAAAGCCUUUGGAUGUGAUACUCUUCAUCAUCACGUACAUAGAAUUCAAACUCAAGAGAAAUGGUAUGAAUGUAAUCAAUGUAGUAAAGCCUUUGUACAGAUGAGUGAUCUUCACAGACAUGAAAGAGUUCAUACUGGAGAGAAAACAUAUGAAUAUAAUCAAUGUGAUAAAGCUUUUGCAGAGAUGAGAAAUCUUCACAGUCAUGAAAGAUUUCAUACAAGAGAGAAACCCUAUUUAUAUAAUCAAUGUGGUAAAGCCUUUACAGGAAAGAGUAGUCUUCAAAGUCAUGAAAGAAUUCAUACUGGAGAGAAACCCUAUGAGUGUAAUCAAUGUGAUAAAGCCUUUGCACAAAAGAGUAGUCUUCAAAGACAUGAAAGAAUUCAUACUGGAGAAAAACCUUAUGAAUGUAAUCAAUGUGGUAAAGCCUUUGCACAGAAGAGUAGUCUUCUAAUUCAUAAAAGAAUUCAUACUGGAGAGAGACCCUAUGAAUGUAAUCAAUGUGGUAAAGCCUUUGCAAAAAAGAGUUAUCUUCUCACCCAUGAAAACCUCCAUACUGGAGAGAAACCCCAUGAAUGUAAUCAAUGUGGUAAAGCCUUUGCAAUGAAGAGUUAUCUUCUCAGCCAUGAAAGAAUUCAUACUGGAGAAAAACCUUAUGAAUGUAAUCAGUGUGGUAAAGCCUUUGUACAGAAGACUAGUCUUCAAAUUCAUGAAAGAAUUCAUACUGGAGAGAAACCCUAUGAAUGUAAUCAAUGUGGUAAAGCCUUUACAAAAAAGAGUUAUCUUCUCACCCAUGAAAGAAUUCAUACUGGAGAGAAACCCUAUGAAUGUAAUCAAUGUGGUAAAGCCUUUGCAAUGAAGAGGUAUCUUCUCAGCCAUGAAAGAAUUCAUACUGGAGAGAAACCUUAUGAAUGUAAUCAAUGUGGUAAAGCCUUUGCACAGAAGAGUAGUCUUCGAAUUCAUAAAAGAAUUCAUACUGGAGAGAAACCCUAUGAAUGUAAUCAAUGUGGUAAAACCUUUAUACAGAAGAGUAGCCUUCUAGUUCAUGAAAGAAUUCAUACUGGAGAGAAACCAUAUAAAUGUGACAUAUGUGGUAAAGCCUUUGCACAGAAGAUUAGUCUUCAAAGUCAUGAAAGAAUUCACGGAGAGAAACCCUAUGAAUGUAAUCGAUGUGGUAAGGCCUUUGCAACAAAGAGUUAUCGUUUCACCCAUGGAACAAGUCAUAUGGGAGAGAAACCCUAUGAAUGUAAUCAAUGUGGUAAAGCCUUUGUACAUAAGAGUAGCCUUCUAAGUCAUGAAAGAAUUCAUACUGGGAGACCCUAUAAAUAUGACCAAUGUGGUAAAGCAUUUGCAAAGAAGAGUUAUCUUCACAGUCAUGAGAAUUCAUACUGGACAGUAACAUAUGGAUGUAAUCAAUGUGAUAAUUUCAGAUGUGAGCUGAUGUGAGCUGCCAUGUGGGUAUUAAAACUGAAUUGUGUUUUCUACAAGAGGUGCUUGCUGGAGUCCAGUGUCAUAGGCUUCAGGUCCCAAAGAAGAGAUCAGGCAUCAGUAGAGGAAGGAGACCGCCAUGAUCUGAGCAUGAAGCAGUAUAGCUGGAGAGUUAUUGAAAAACAACUACAUGUUUUGUGCUCUAUAACUGAAUCUUAGUUUAGACUCAAGCAGGUUAAAAACAGACUUUGUGAUUCCAGGAUAAAAGCAGCCAUCAACCUCAUUACAGCAUUUUUCCUGGGGCAAAAAGUGAUAAAUUCAGCAAGUAUCUUCAUGCCUUUCUGGAUGUGAACCCAUUGUUUCCUUUUAUAGUUGCUUUCAUCCUUGGAACUAGGUGUGUCCAGUUAGUAAAUCAUUAAGUUCUCUAGUUUUGGUGUAAUCAGGGGGACACAAUGGGGCUUCUUGUGUGGGAGUAGGCAUAGUAAUGACAUUGUGUGGUUCCAUGGUGGUGGGAUUUUUUCCAAGAAUUUUGUUUAAAGAGACUGUCUUGCCUAUGUAUAUGUUCCUGUCCUCCAGUGUAGCCAGCAAAAUAAAUUUCCCACAGUAAAAGGCAUAAGGAAACUCCAUAACAUAUAGUGAGAAUUGUUAAAAUUGAAAUAAAAAUGAUGCUGGAGAA